Molecule: messenger RNA, 1718 nt
Organism: Panicum virgatum (switchgrass)
Lineage: Eukaryota; Viridiplantae; Streptophyta; Magnoliopsida; Poales; Poaceae
Product: patatin-like protein 3
Exons: 1
Coding region: 127-1476 (449 amino acids)
Biological process (GO): lipid metabolic process
Source: RefSeq, a predicted model, not a curated record
CGCGGCACUCCCAGUCUCUCGCAUCUAACGAGCUAGCUAUCCCAAGCUCCAUUCCAUCCGCCAGCUAGCUCGCUGUGCUCUCUAGUUCUGGACUCCUGACCUUGUUGCCGCGGACCUGUGAGAUCGAUGGAAGCGUACGCAGCAGCGAUGCCUUCACCGCCAGCAAUAGCCAUGGGCGUCGACAAGCUCAGCUACGAGAUCUUCUCCCUGCUUGAGACCAAGUUCCUCUUCGGCGCCGCCGGGGGGUGCCUGUCCUCCGGCUCCGGCACGCCGGCAAAAGCGAGUUUUGACGGUGGACGCGUGCGGGUGCUGGCCCUCGACGGCUGCGGCGCGGGCGCCGAGGACGCGCUCCUGGCCGCCGCGGCGCUCACCAGGCUCGAGGCCGGGCUGCGGGAGCAAGCCGGGGACCCCGAUGCGCGCGUGGCCGACUUCUUCGAUGUCGCGGCGGGCGCCGGCGCGGGAGGCGUGCUCGCGGCGAUGCUGUUCCUGAGAGGCCCCGACGGGCGGCCGCGGUACUCGGCCCAGGAGGCGCUCGAGUUCGUCGCCGGCAGCGUGGGGAGGAAGGACGGUUGGGGUGGUCGCCGCGGGAGGUGGGCGAAGAUAUUCCGCGGCUCCCGGAAUGGCGACGCCAUGUUCCAGCGCCUGUUUGGCGAGGCGACGCUCAGGGACACCGUGGCGCCGCUGCUCGUGCCCUGCUACGACCUCGCCACGGCCGCGCCCUUCGUUUUCUCGCGCGCCGAUGCCGUCGAGAGCGACGCAUUCGACUUCCACCUCCGCGACGUCUGCGCCGCCACCUGCGCCGCGGGCCGCGCGGUUGCGUCUGUCAGGUCGGUGGAUGGUCUCACGGCCAUCGCCGCGGCGUCCGGAGGCGCGGCGGCCAUGGGCAACCCGGCCGCCGCCGCCAUCACGCACGUGCUGCACAACAAGCAGGAGUUCCCCUUGGCCACCGGCGUCGAGGACAUCCUCGUCCUCUCCAUCGGCGCCGGCGCGUCCUCCGCCACCGUCUCCUGCGGGUCGAGCGCGCCAAUGCCCACACGCUCGCCCUCGCCGCGCAAUCUGGCGCGCGCAACCGCCGAGGGCGUCGCGGACAUGGUGGACGAAUCCGUGGCCAUGGCGUUCGGGCCCGCGCGCGGAAGCAACUACGUGCGCAUCCAGGCCGGCAGGGCGCCGGCCCCGCUCCGCGCGGGGACGGCGGCCGCUGCCGUGGGAGCGAUGCUGGCGCAGCGGAGCGUGGAGUCCGUGCUGUUCCGCGGGCGGCGGCUGUCGGAGCGGACCAACGCCGAGAAGGUCGACGCGCUGGCGGCGGAGCUGGUGAAGGAGCAGGAGCGGCGGAGGCGCAGCCCGCUCCCGAACGUGGCCAUCAAGCAGCUCGCCACGCCGCGGCUGUCGUCGGCGACCACCGCGUCGUCAGGCACCACGACGGCGAGGACUGUGUCGUCGAUGCCGUCACCGGCGUCGUGGGAUUCACGCCGGUAGCGAACUACCGAGGCCGCCUCCGUGGCGCGAUGAGGAUCUACUGAUCUAUAGCGUACAUAGUAGACAUGCCAUUGAGGAACUGACAACGCUAUGUUGUCUCCGAUAACGAGCCACUGACAUGCGGGAUGCCGGUUGGGACUUUGAAAAUGAGACUUUCUUGCGACAAUCUAUCCCGCGAGCACACUGUGGUUUAAAUUCAGUUGUAGCUUUCCUAUAUUUUCUUUAAACUUAAAAUACCCUCU